AGGCGCCGGGCGAAGGAGUGCGGCUCGGCAGCGGUGACAGAGGAGCGCAGCUCACCGAGGGAGGCGGCAGGCGGCAUGGGCGCGGGCCCAGCGCUGGUCGCGCUGCUGCUGGCCGGCUCGGUGCUGAGCGCCACGCUGCUCGCCCCCGGCCGCCGGGCGGAGCAAGAUGUAGAUGAGAAGAGGCCUGUGGAGCUGAAGAUGGAUCAGGCUCUGCUUCUCAUCCACAAUGAACUAUCGGGAACAAGCCUAACCGUCUACUGGAAAUCUGAGUCCUGUUACCAAUGCACCUUCCAGCCUCUGGCGAACGUCUCUCACAGUGGCAAACCUGCGAAGCCAAGCGUUACGGCCGUCUCCGUGAGCACCCAGCACGGGUCCAUCCUACAAGUCAAUUACACCCAGGGAGAGACUGCAGCUUGCAGGCUGGAAUACAAAUUUGGAGAAUUUGGAAACUAUUCCCUUUUGAUCCAGCAUGCUUCCCCUGGAGCCAGUGAAGUCGCCUGUGGCCUAGUUGUCAACGAGAAUCCAGUCGACAGUAACCUUCCUGUGAGCAUUGCAUUCCUUGUUGGUCUAGCCCUCAUCAUCGCGAUAUCUUUCCUGAGGUUCUUACUGAGUUUGGAAGACUUCAAUAAUUGCAUUUCUAAGGCAAUAACUUCUCGAGAAACUGACCGCCUCAUCAAUUCUGAGCUAGGAUCCCCAAGCAGAGCAGACCCCCUCAGUGAUGACUGUCAACCAGAAACGCGACGCAUGCCUGCCUCGCCUUACCGUCUCCGAUGUGUGGACACAUUCAGGGGGCUAGCCCUCAUCCUCAUGGUCUUUGUCAACUAUGGCGGAGGAAAGUAUUGGUACUUCAAGCAUUCCAGCUGGAAUGUGUCUUGGGAUAUGGUGCGGAUCCCCGGUGUCCUGCAGCGGUUGGGAGUGACGUACUUUGUGGUCGCUGUGUUGGAGCUCAUCUUCUCGAAGCCUGUCCCUGACAGUUGUACCUUGGAGAGAAGCUGCCUUUCUCUUCAGGACAUCACUUCCAGCUGGCCCCAGUGGCUCGUCAUUAUGAUACUUGAAAGCAUUUGGCUGGCUUUGACGUUCUUUUUACCUGUCCCUGGGUGCCCUACUGGCUACCUUGGCCCUGGCGGUAUUGGGGACUUGGGGAAGUACCCUCGCUGUACUGGAGGAGCAGCUGGCUACAUUGACCGCCUACUUCUGGGAGACAAUCAUCUGUACCAGCACCCCUCCUCCACUGUCCUUUAUCACACUGAGGUGGCCUACGACCCGGAAGGAAUCUUAGGGACUAUCAACUCCAUUGUGAUGGCAUUUUUAGGAGUUCAGGCAGGAAAAAUACUCCUGUAUUACAAGGACCAGACGAAAGCCAUCCUGAUGAGAUUUGCUGCCUGGUGCUGUGUCCUUGGGCUUAUUUCUAUUGCUUUGACAAAAUUGUCUGCAAACGAAGGCUUUAUUCCAAUAAACAAAAACCUCUGGUCCAUUUCGUACGUCACCACCCUGAGCUGCUUUGCCUUCUUCAUCCUGCUCGUCCUGUACCCCGUCGUGGAUGUGAGGAGGCUGUGGACAGGAGCCCCGUUCCUUUAUCCAGGGAUGAAUUCUAUUCUGGUGUAUGUUGGUCACGAGGUGUUUGAGAACUACUUUCCCUUCCGGUGGAAGCUGGAGGAUGACCAGUCACACAAAGAGCAUCUAAUUCAGAACAUGGUCGCCACUGCUGUCUGGGUGCUCAUUGCCUACGUUCUCUAUAAAAAGAAGAUCUUCUGGAAAAUCUGACAGCACUCCCUGAUAGGCUUUGCUGGAGGAGCCCAGCGGCCCUGGGAGAAGGACGGAACUGUCUUUAUUAAAGGACUCCUCCCCACAAAAGGGACGUACUUACGGAAGCUGUGUCCUGUGUCGAGCUGACUUGCUUAGCCAUCAGAAAGCUGCCUGUAUGUUUUUACUUAUAUAUUUACAUAUUUGUUAUGUUCGCCCUUUUCUUCAUUUUCUAUGAAAUUGAUAUUUUUGGAACGUGUGUGGAGGGGUUUACAAUGAACAUUUUGCUUCUGUAAUGUGCUGGGUUUGACUCAGAGGUAGAAUGUUUUCCUAACUUGGACAAUUUGAUCUCUGCACCACAGACAAGCAAACCACAACAAGAACACGAAAACCCAAAGGACCACUUCUUAUUUCCUGAAAACUGCCUUCCUCUGUGUAUAUGCAUGCCAACAAAAAUACCACGGUUUCUGUUGUAAGACUUAUAUAAAGCUUUUUAAA
Molecule: messenger RNA, 2241 nt
Organism: Microtus ochrogaster (prairie vole)
Lineage: Eukaryota; Metazoa; Chordata; Mammalia; Rodentia; Cricetidae
Gene: Hgsnat
Product: heparan-alpha-glucosaminide N-acetyltransferase
Exons: 16
Coding region: 76-1764 (562 amino acids)
Biological process (GO): lysosomal transport
Cellular component (GO): lysosomal membrane
Source: RefSeq, a predicted model, not a curated record